AUGGUGGAUUCCCAGUACAUCUCCUGUUUCAAAACUUUGAAGAUGUUCAGCGAUCGCGGAAUUGUUGGGGUCCUCGCGACCUUGGCUCUAUUAGCUUCUCCUUCGCUCUCCAAGCUCGAUCAACCUCUUUCCAACAAGGGUGCAGGAUUUGGCGAAUCACAGCUGAAUGCACGAGAGGGUGAAUUCUCUUGGGAAGGCGUUCUUCCGCAGAAGACCCUCGUCUGGCAAGACUGUUACUCAGGAUUGCAAUGUGCUCGAUUUAUUGUGCCAUUGGACUAUUCUGAACCCGAAGGCAGAGAGGCAAUCAUCGCGUUGGUCCGCAAGCCCGCUCUCGUUGCCGCAGAGUCAGAAUCCUAUCGAGGGCCUGUGCUCUUCAACCCGGGAGGACCCGGAGGAAGUGGCGUGGACUUCAUUAUCACGGCCGGGGAUAUGUUUGCUACUAUCGUUGGUCCUCAGUUCGACCUUAUUGGGUUUGACCCAAGAGGCACCGGUCGUUCUCUUCCACGCGUUUCCUUCUUCAAGACUGAUGUUGAGCGUGCGCUGUGGGGAAGAAUGGGAAUCAGGGUAGUGAACAACUCCGACGAGGGGAUAGCUCGAACUUGGGCUCGAGCCACCUUGCUCGGACAACUUGCAGCAGAACAGGAUGACGGGUCCCUUAGGCAUAUAAACACAGAUCAGACUGCGCAAGACAUGCUGCGUAUCGUCGAGGCCUAUGGGCAGAAGAAGCUUCAGUAUUGGGGUUUCUCAUAUGGAUCUGUCCUUGGUGCUACCUUUGCCGCCAUGUUCCCCGACAAGAUAGCACGUCUAGUUAUUGAUGGAGUCGUCGACUCUGAAGAUUAUUAUGCUACGCUCUGGACCCAGAAUCUAGUCGAUGCAGACAAGACCAUGGAACACUUCUUCACAGGCUGCACAGAGGGCAGGCCAACAAGGAUGCGCCUUCUGGGCGCCUUCCGCCAAUGA
Molecule: messenger RNA, 960 nt
Organism: Cyclocybe aegerita
Lineage: Eukaryota; Fungi; Basidiomycota; Agaricomycetes; Agaricales; Hemipholiotaceae
Source: the annotation of a GenBank genome assembly